Molecule: messenger RNA, 628 nt
Organism: Funneliformis mosseae
Lineage: Eukaryota; Fungi; Glomeromycota; Glomeromycetes; Glomerales; Glomeraceae
Source: the annotation of a GenBank genome assembly
UAUGACUAGCGAAAUACCAGCAAGUCCUUCAGAAAUUCAUGCGGAUGAUACAGAGGUUUUUCAACUUAAAGCACUUUCGUUAAAUUUCCUAAGAAACACUUCCGAAAUAACUGAUGAACAUAUCCCGAAACUUAAUCCUUGCCACUUCUGCGAUGAAGGAAUUCUUGCCUUACCACUUCAUUCAUUCACAGUAUUAUCAUAUGGACAUAUAUACCAUCGAAUAUGUCUUAAAAAACAUAUUGUACGAUCAGAAACCCGUUCUCCUUUAUGUCCUAUUCCUAGUUGUAUAUCACCUAUCGAACUUGUUAACGAGGAACUUAUACUAGCUUCUGGUGAAUAUCACAUGGUAUCUAAGGAUAAGGAUUUCAGGAAAAAAGGUCCCCUAAGUGAUGAUACUGUAGGAGGUGAAUCGGAACUUUUGCAUGACCUAGGAUUAAUAGACGAUGAUUCUCUUGCGAAUCAAGGGGAAAAAAUAAUCAAAACUAUUACGCAUGAUCAAACAACAAGUCUUACUAUAGAUGUGGAAAGUUCUACAGAUAAUUUAACUAAUCAAACAGCUGGAGACAAUACUGACAAUGCACAAAUUCGGUCAUCAAGAGAAUCAUCUCCCAAAAUUUCUCACGAAUAG